AUGCUCCGUCAAAUCUUCGCAGCCGCCCCGUCGGCGCGCCUCGCGACCCCGAUCUCUACCGCAGCCCUCAAGACCCAAUUCGCCCACCAACCAACAUGGCGCCUUCCUGUGCGAUACAACAUUUCCAUUCCCUUCCUCUACAAACCGAAGCUACCGCAUAAAAAUACCAUCCAAAGAAUCCAGGCUAACCCAUGCGCUCCUCAGAAUCCCUCCGCGAUCGCCUGCACCCCGCGCCUCUUCACCACCACAUCCCCAGCCCGCUUCACCACCUCCGCAAUCCUAAACUACUCUUCCCCCUUCCGCCUCUCCACCGACAAGCACGAAUCUCCUUUCGACCACCCAGAAGACGACCCUUACAGCCAAUACCCGCCCAAGCGACAAUGGCCCCCAGACAUGUCGAAGCUCUCCCCGAAACACCAGUUCCGGCUUGAGCGUAAAUACCGCCGGCGCGCGGCGCUGAAGUAUGCGCGCCCGAAGUUCAUUAAGAUGGUCACGUUGGCUCAGUGGAUUAUUAUUGGUUUUGUUGCGGUCUACGCCAUUCUGUUCAUGAAUUGGGAUACCAAGGGCACGCCAUUCGAUGGGAUCCGAGAGAGCGUCUUCGAGGGAAUCGGGGCGAUAUUCACUAGCCCGCCACCUCGCGGACCGGCGAAGAGUUCCGACGAGAAGAAUUGA
Messenger RNA from Penicillium verhagenii, 672 nucleotides. RefSeq lists its product as uncharacterized. Bases 1 to 672 code for a protein of 223 amino acids. Lineage: Eukaryota; Fungi; Ascomycota; Eurotiomycetes; Eurotiales; Aspergillaceae. The transcript is spliced from 3 exons. The record is from RefSeq and is a predicted model, not a curated record.